Musa acuminata subsp. malaccensis (wild Malaysian banana) is the source of this 1934-nucleotide messenger RNA. Its product is annotated as probable serine/threonine-protein kinase PBL19. NCBI's taxonomy places the organism in Eukaryota, Viridiplantae, Streptophyta, Magnoliopsida, Zingiberales, Musaceae. The record is from RefSeq and is a predicted model, not a curated record. Gene Ontology annotation, molecular function: protein kinase activity; ATP binding. Gene Ontology annotation, biological process: protein phosphorylation.
CCUGCCUGCAAUCUCGACUCUUUCAUGACCAAAUCAAACAUCAGAGGAUCACCAAAGUUGUCAUCUACUUUUUCUUUUUCUCUGCACUGAGCAGCUCUUCUCUCCCUCACCGCAAUGACCACCGGAAACUGGUCAAACAAAGCACUCAACACCGAAGAAGAGAGAGAAAAAAACACCUGUCGAAAGAGAUGGAAUAGGGAGUCGUAAUUACUGUCUGUAAGCACUUUCAGGCUACCAUUCUUAUAUAUCCGUCAGACGGACAAGGGAGAGGUGGCAGCACACGCAACGCGAACCGCAGGUCGUGGCCUCCCUUCUCACGUACAACUCGCCUGAAACUAGCUGGUAUUUGUCGUGGACUGCUCCCGAUCUGUCUUCUUCUCGUGUGUUGCCGAUCCUACUUCUUUUGAUCCGCCUGUACGCGCACGUAUGGCUUUGUCGUCGUCAUCGCUACUUGGUUGGAAGCCCAAGCAGCAAUCUUGAACUGAGCUCCAAGAUAUGGCAUGUUUUGGCUGGUUUCGGAAGAAGGCGAAGGGCGCGCCGGAGAGGAACAGCGGUCCGGCCGUGACUGCCUUGAGCAGCAGCAGCGCGAGCCGGUCGGAUGGGUCGGCCGCCGGGAAGCAGAACCCAAGCAGGUCCACGGGGCCUUCGGCUUCCCAGAGGAGCAUCCCAGCGUUGUACGAGGAGAGGGCUCACAACCUGCGCGUCUUCGAGUACGACGAGCUGAGGGCGGCUACCGAUAACUUCAGCAGGAUGAACAAGAUUGGGGAAGGUGGGUUUGGGGGCGUCUACAAGGGCUACAUCAUACCUCCCGAUGGAGAAGAGGGCCGGACGCUGGUGGCGAUCAAGAAGCUGAACCAGAGAGGACUGCAGGGUCACAAGCAAUGGUUAGUAGAAGUACAAUUUCUUGGAGUUGUUGAGCACCAAAAUCUUGUGAAACUUCUUGGAUAUUGUGCCAAAGAUGGUGAAAGAGGGAUUGAGAGAUUAUUGGUGUAUGAAUUUAUGCCUAACAAGAGUUUGGAAGAUCAUCUAUUUAACAGGGCUUAUCCUGCGCUUCCCUGGAAUUUGAGACUCCACAUAGCUUUGGGUGUGGCACAAGGAUUGGCAUAUUUGCAUGAGGGGUUAGAUGUGCAGGUUAUAUAUCGCGAUUUUAAAGCAUCAAAUGUGUUAUUGGACAAGGAGUUCAAUCCAAAACUGUCGGACUUUGGCUUAGCAAGAGAAGGACCUACAGAUGGGCACACUCAUGUUACGACAGCGGUAGUAGGAACAUAUGGGUAUGCAGCUCCAGACUACAUAGAGACGGGGCAUCUCACAAUUAAGAGUGAUGUUUGGAGUUUUGGGGUGGUUCUCUAUGAAAUCCUUACAGGCAGGCAUUCGUUGGAUAGAAAUCGACCAACAAAUGAACAGAAACUUUUGGAUUGGGUGAGGCAAUUCCCUGUAGAAGCCAGGAAGUUUACCAUGAUCAUGGAUCCGAGAUUGAGAAGCGAGUAUUCUCUCGAAGCUGCACGCAAAAUAGCUAAGCUGGCCAACAGUUGCCUCGUCAAGAAUCCUAAGGAGCGUCCAUCAAUGAGCCAAGUCGUCGAGUGCUUGAAACAAGCCAUGCAAAUGGAUCCAGUAAAAGAGCAUACUUCUGGAAACAAGUCAAACAGGAAGAAAACUGAUGCAGUAUCUUUAUCUUCAAGGAGCCAUUGAUAUGGUCUUGAAGAGUUGUAGAAAGUUAAAACAAAUAUGAUGCCUUGUUCCGCAAGAGAAAUAUUUUCUGAAUUUGUUUGCUAUUGUGUUCUCCCAUUCUUUCUCCUUUUCGGAUAUGUAACCAAAGAGAGGAGAUAGAAUCCAGAGUUUUGGUGAUGAAAAAAGACAGGUGAAUAAGUUUGACAUUGCAAGCAGUGUUGAUGUAUGACACCACCAAUUGAGUGAAUAGAAUGACCAUUCUGUCC